AUGGAUAUCACCUGGCUUUAUCACUAUACUUUGGAGUCGAAUAGGCAGUCAGCAGUGUGGACUAAUCACGAUGGGGAGAAGAAUGCAACCGAUCAGCAGACAGGGAUAUGGCAAUAUGUUAAUGGAAGCCAUCUGGUAAAUUCACAGUUAAUUCAAGAUUUGAAACGCAAAGUACUAAAAUGUUUGGAGAUGGAUCGAGCAUUGAAUGCUUCUCAAACAAAAACGUUCUGCCCUACCACUUUCGACGGAUAUUUAUGCUGGUUAAGAAGCGGACCAGGAACGCGAAGUUUUCAAAAUUGUCCAGAUACCGUUUUAGGUUUUGAUCCACAGAGAAGGGCUCAUAAAGAUUGCUUAGAAAAUGGAACAUGGUUUACCCAUCCGGAUACGGGAUUGGAAUGGUCAAAUUAUUCAAAUUGCGUCGAUAUGGAAGACUUAAGGUUCCGUAAUAUAGUCAAUAAUAUCUACUUCACUGGAUAUUGCAUAUCGCUGGUUACAUUAGCGAUAUCACUUAGCAUAUUUUUAUCACAUAGGUUACUACAUUGUACUCGCAUAUGGAUUCACGUACAUUUAUUUCUUUCGAUAUUAUUAUCAAAUUUACUAUGGAUAUUGUGGUACUUGUUGGUGGUUCCUGAUCCAUUAGUCAUCAGAGGAAAUCCGGCAUGGUGCAUCUGGUUACACUUAGGAAUUAAUUUAACGACGGUAUCAGCCCAUUUAUGGAUGUUUUGCGAAGGAGCUCAUCUUUACUUAGUUUUAGUUGUGGUAUUCCUUAAAGAAAAAGUAACAAUUAGAUGUUUUCUAUUCAUUGGUUGGGCUUUACCAGUUAUUCUCAUCAUAUUAUAUGGAAGUGUCAGAUAUUUUCAAAGGCCCGAUAAUGAAAACUGCUGGAUUGAUGAUAGCGUAACGAUGUGGUUUCUUACAUUACCUGUCUGUCUAGCACUUUUAGUCUCUGCAGUCUUUCUAGUGUGCGUAGUACGAGUUCUGUUGAAAAAGCUAAAUCCAUCCUCAAACCAAACUCCGCCUCUAGUUUUGAGAAAAGCAACCAGAGCUACAAUAAUUUUGAUUCCACUCUUUGGAUUGCAGCAUUUACUCAUUCCAUUCAGACCAAAUACUGGAACGUUUGCAGAAGUGAUUUAUCAAAUAGUUUCGUCUGUAUUAUUAAGCUCACAGGGAAUAUGCGUUUCAUGCUUGUUCUGCUUUCUGAACCAAGAAGUUCAUCAGGCGUUGAAAGGAACUUUCAGAAAAUUUUAUCAUCAAAAUAUUUUUAACAGAGAAUCAAUAACAAUUCUAGAAACAAUGCAAGUUAUGCCAAAUGUACAAAGUGAUGUAAAUAAUUAA
Messenger RNA from Ctenocephalides felis (cat flea), 1335 nucleotides. RefSeq names its product calcitonin gene-related peptide type 1 receptor-like. The record is from RefSeq and is a predicted model, not a curated record. The coding region runs from base 1 to 1335 and encodes 444 amino acids. The transcript has 11 exons. Gene Ontology annotation, biological process: adenylate cyclase-modulating G protein-coupled receptor signaling pathway; cell surface receptor signaling pathway. NCBI's taxonomy places the organism in Eukaryota, Metazoa, Arthropoda, Insecta, Siphonaptera, Pulicidae. Gene Ontology annotation, cellular component: plasma membrane. Gene Ontology annotation, molecular function: G protein-coupled peptide receptor activity.